Messenger RNA from Sceloporus undulatus (fence lizard), 4596 nucleotides. RefSeq names its product fibroblast growth factor receptor 4 (gene FGFR4). The transcript is spliced from 17 exons. Gene Ontology annotation, cellular component: membrane; signaling receptor complex. The coding region runs from base 1569 to 3893 and encodes 774 amino acids. Gene Ontology annotation, biological process: multicellular organism development; positive regulation of ERK1 and ERK2 cascade; fibroblast growth factor receptor signaling pathway. Lineage: Eukaryota; Metazoa; Chordata; Lepidosauria; Squamata; Phrynosomatidae. The record is from RefSeq and is a predicted model, not a curated record. Gene Ontology annotation, molecular function: ATP binding; fibroblast growth factor binding; fibroblast growth factor receptor activity.
AAGGCACCACUGUAUUUCUGCAGUGUGGAUGCACCUCCUGUGACAAGGUUUGCUUUACAGUUACUAUGAACUGAAAUCAACGUGAAAGCAUGCAUCAACAAGAACUACAUGUGGAAGAUUAUAUUCCAUAAUAUGUCACAAAUGAUGCAAUAACACUUAAUUUUAAAAUAUUCAACCUCAGACUAAUAUGGAAAAGGUGGGCAGUGUGUCUCAUAUGUCCACAACUCCUUUUUGGCAGUCCCGAAAUUCUUCGUCACCCAAGCUUUCUACAGUCCCUAGUAUCCCCACGCACAUAAAAAGUAACCCCCUCCCCCCAAAAAAAAAGUUGGUAAAAAACACCUGGAGCAAGAUUGGAUAUCCCGCCUCCAUAAGUAUUAAAAAUUGGUCCCCAAAACCCAGAAAUGUAAAAUAGAAGUAGAAUUCUGCUCAUGCUGGGUCUUUGGCAAAAAUGUGCAAGUGCAGCAUGAUUCUUUGCACACUUACAAGAAACUAAGGCCUUCUGAACUCGUUUAUAUUUGAGUAAAUAUGCACUGGAUCUGGUUUCAACAAUGACAGUAACUCUAGGAAAAGAGAAUUAGUUCUACUAUUUAUUUAUUCAUGCUCCAUUCCACCCCAUGAAUAAAUACAUCCUAGACACAAAAGGUCACAGUUCUGUUUUUCUAAUUGGCAUCAGUAUUGGGUAGGUCUAAUGUCUAAUUUAUUGUGAAUUUUUAUCUGGAGUUUUGUGGACCUCAGAAAAUGAAAGGUUUGCAGGAACAAGCAUCCUGACGUUUUUCUCCUCUUUUUUCAUCCAUUGAUUUUUGUGUAUGUGUGCAUGUGAGCGAAUAUGUUUUGACUAUUUGAACAUGAGUUAGUUCGUUACUCACAUUUCAAAAGAUGGGGGAAUAUGAAUCAAGGCGAGGAACAAAAGAAGUGACAUAUUUGGAAGUUUACACUUGAUUCUGGCAGGGUAUUGUUUCUGUAGUAAUUCAAUCAAAUGCAGUAGCAGUGCUGUCAUCACUGUGUUUCAACCUUUGAAAUUUAGAACUAAGAGAUUUGCAGCAGUGCGAAUUAGCCAAGCAACUAUAUUAUUUUAAAAUAUGCAUUCAAAAAGUAUUCACACUUUAUCCUGGAAAAGAAAAUACUUUAUAAGCCUCCCCUUUACACCCAAAUUUCCAUUUUUCCAUUAAACUGGAUGAAAGACCAAAUCUAAUCUGUGUGCAUGUUUUCCUAAACACACAAGGCCUUCUCAUUUUUAUGCCAAAGCAAAUUGCUGUUCUGUGAUUUCUCUCAAUGCCAAGAUUCCAAUCAGGAUUUCCUUCCUGGCUCUACCUGCUCUAGCAAUCAUCAUCAUCAUCACCACCAUCAUCCUCCACCACCUGCAGGCCUUAAGUUUAGUUGACAUUCAUCUGUGCUGUGGCUUAGUUUUGUGAAAGAACAUGAGAAAGAACAAAAGUGAAGAGACUGAGGAAAGUGCUUCUCUUGUCACAAUUGAAAAAAAUCAGUCCACUCCUACAUGUCUGGGAAUGUCUGAGGAGCAGCAACAUUCAGACACACAAACACUGGUCUUUGCCCUUUUUGCAUGAGAGAUGUUUGACAGCCACAUGAUGGAGGCAGAGGAGGAGCAUCUGCUUCUGGACCCAGGGAGUCUGCUCAAGCUCUACUGCAGCACCAGUCACAGCCUGGUUAUCUCAUGGUAUAAAGAAACUAAACAGCUUUUUCCAAGUGGACGUAUCCACAUGCGCCAGAGCAUGCUGGAGAUUGCAGAAGUAACCUAUGAGGAUUCGGGGCUGUACUCAUGCCGUGCACGGAGCACUGGGGAAACACUACGCAACUUCACCAUCUCUGUUGUAGAUUCCUUGGCAUCAGGUGAUGAUGAUGAAGACAGUGAUGUUGACAGUUCCCACAUCGAUUCUAAUGAGGAGCCCAUACAAACCCGGCGAGCACCCUACUGGACACAUCCACAUCGAAUGGAUAAGAAGUUGUAUGCUGUCCCAGCAGGAAAUACGGUCAAGUUCCGCUGUCCUGCCUCAGGCAGCCCCAACCCAACUAUCCGCUGGCUGAAGAAUGGGAGGGACUUUCGAGGGGAGCACCGAAUUGGAGGAAUCAGACUGAGGCAUCAACACUGGAGCUUGGUCAUGGAGAGUGUGGUGCCCUCAGACCGAGGCAACUAUACGUGCUUGGUGGAGAACAAAUUUGGCAGCAUCCGCUACAGCUACUUUCUGGAUGUGCUAGAGAGAUCCCCGCACAGGCCUAUCUUGCAAGCCGGGUUGCCUGCCAACACCACUGCUGUAGUGGGCAGCGAUGUGGAGUUCUUUUGCAAGGUAUACAGUGAUGCCCAACCCCACAUACAGUGGCUCAAACACAUCGAAGUGAAUGGCAGCAGCUAUGGUCCAGAUGGUGUCCCCUAUGUGCAGGUCCUUAAGACAGCAGAUAUUAACAGUUCAGAAGUGGAAGUGCUGUACUUGCGCAAUGUCUCCAUGGAAGAUGCUGGUGAAUACACGUGCCUGGCUGGGAAUUCCAUUGGCCUCUCCUACCAGUCUGCUUGGCUCACUGUGCUUCCAGAUGAAGAAGAAGUACAAGAGCUGGAUGCCCCUGAAAUCAAGUACACUGAUAUCAUCAUCUACACCUCAGGGGCUUUGGCCUUGGUGAUGGCUAUUGUAAUUGUUGUCUUGUGCCGAAUGCAAAUUCAGCCAAACAAGCAGCCCCUGGAGCCCAUGGCUGUACAUAAACUCUCCAAAUUCCCUCUCAUCCGACAGUUCUCACUGGAAUCAAGCUCCUCUGGAAAGUCCACCACAUCUCUGAUGCGUGUCACUCGCCUUUCAUCAAGUUGCACACCCAUGUUAGCUGGGGUCAUGGAGGUGGAGCUGCCUCUGGAUGCAAAGUGGGAAUUCCCACGAGACAGGCUGGUGUUGGGCAAGCCUCUAGGUGAAGGAUGUUUUGGGCAGGUGGUAAGAGCAGAAGCAUAUGGUAUUGAUCAGGAACGACCAGAGCGCUCAAUCACUGUUGCUGUUAAGAUGCUGAAAGAUAAUGCCACUGACAAGGAUUUGGCUGACCUCAUCUCGGAAAUGGAAAUGAUGAAACUGAUGGACCAGCAUAAGAAUAUCAUCAACCUCUUGGGUGUCUGUACACAGGAUGGGCCUCUCUAUGUGAUUGUGGAGUUUGCUGCCAAAGGGAACUUGCGGGAAUACCUGCGUGCUCGUCGACCUCCAACACCUGAUUACGCCUUUGAUAUCACCAAGAUGCCUGAAGAACAACUCUCCUUCAAAGACUUGGUGUCUUGUGUCUACCAGGUAGCACGUGGCAUGGAGUACCUGGAGUCCAAACGGUGCAUUCACCGGGACUUGGCUGCCCGCAAUGUCCUUGUCACUGAAGAGAAUGUCAUGAAAAUUGCUGAUUUUGGCUUGGCCCGUGGAGUUCAUGACAUAGACUACUACAAGAAAACCAGCAAUGGCCGUCUACCUGUUAAGUGGAUGGCACCAGAAGCCCUCUUCGACAGAGUGUACACACACCAGAGUGAUGUGUGGUCCUUUGGAAUUCUGAUGUGGGAGAUCUUUACAUUGGGUGGUUCUCCGUACCCUGGCAUUCCGGUGGAAGAACUCUUCAAACUUCUCAGAGAAGGUCACCGCAUGGACAAGCCUUCCAACUGCACCCAUGAAUUGUACAUGAUGAUGAGGGAAUGCUGGCAUGCUGUGCCUUCUCAGCGGCCCACAUUCAAGCAGCUGGUGGAGGGACUGGAUAAAGUCUUGGUGGCUGUCUCUGAAGAGUAUCUGGACCUGUCAAUGCCCUUCGAACAGUACUCCCCAUCCUGUGAGGACACAACCAGCACUUGCUCCUCUGAUGACUCAGUCUUCACCCAUGAGCCUUUGCCCGUUAGCCCUUGCCUUUUCCCCUAUCACAAUGUGAGGACAUGAGAAAAGAGGGGCAGGCUACAGACCCCAGGGAAGGUUGUGGCAUUGGUUUCCCCCACCUGCCUGCCCCUGCUCCAAGAGGAGUUACACAGCUUGGGACAGAGGUUACCACACCAUCCCUGGAAGAAGGAAGAGCUGGCCCAAGAGUCAGCAUCUCAAGCUUCCACAGCCUGCUGGACAUAUGCAACCAAAGGUUCCCUGGCAAGGACUGGACAUCUUCCUUGUAAAACAUCUGCAAGUGCUUCCAUGCUCUCUUUCUAAUCUCAGGUUCUCGCAAGGCUGUUUUUGCUUUAGCUGAGCCUUGUAUGCUGCCAGUGUUCUGAGGAGAAAUAGGACCAGAUAAGCUGGGAGGGACCUAAUCAUAGGGAGAAGAGCACUCUCUCUGUAUUUUGGCCCUCUACCUAGCCCUUGGGACCCAUCUUCCCCAGCCAUGGGGUACCUGCUUGUUUGUUUGAUACUAUUCCCAGUUUAAUAACAUUUUUAAAUGAAAUUUGAUUAUUUGGCAGGAGCCAAACAACUUUCUCAGGCCACCCAGCUUCAUCUGGAUAUACAACCACAAGGACAGAUAACUUAUGCAGGUCAUGGACCUUCCCUUCUGGCUCCUGCAGCCCCCUGUACAUAACCCCAGAGAUAAAUAUUUAUGUACAUAUCAUUUCUAAUGCACAUGAAUUAUCCACACCCAUAAAUUAUUUUUUUUUGGAAUAAA